This is a messenger RNA of Colletes gigas, 2255 nucleotides long. RefSeq names its product DNA replication factor Cdt1 (gene dup). The transcript has 6 exons. Gene Ontology annotation, cellular component: nucleus. The record is from RefSeq and is a predicted model, not a curated record. NCBI's taxonomy places the organism in Eukaryota, Metazoa, Arthropoda, Insecta, Hymenoptera, Colletidae. Gene Ontology annotation, biological process: mitotic cell cycle; regulation of DNA-templated DNA replication initiation; DNA replication checkpoint signaling. The coding region runs from base 25 to 2202 and encodes 725 amino acids. Gene Ontology annotation, molecular function: DNA polymerase binding; DNA binding.
UAUAUAUAUUAGUAUAUAAAAAACAUGUCUCAGCCAUCAGUAACAGCGUAUUUCAAUACACGUAAACGGCAAGCAACCGAUGAUUUGAAGAGCAAGGCUAAGGUAUUACUUAUUGAACGGGAUCAAUCUAGGUUGGUUAGUAGUCAAAUUCGGAAUACGAGAAAUGACGAUAAUUCCGAGCAUUCCGACUCGUUGACCGCAAUUCAGGAAGAAAAAAAAAUGGGCACGAGUCCGAAAAUCAUUCUGGUCCCGGCAAGAGAGCUGGUAGAUAAUCGCGCUGUGAAAUCGAACCCCGCUGUUCGCAACAUUCAGUUCGAUUCUCCUAAAGGAAAUGCUCAAAAAACGUCUAGAAGUAAUGCAAGAAUUCGCGCUACGUGCACACAAAAAUUGUCACAACAAGAGGGGCAAACAGACAUUCGGGACAGCUUCCAUAAGAUCGCAGAGAAUUUGGAGGGAAACAAAGUACUUUUCAAGAAGAAAGGUUCGUUAAGUCCGAAAAAGAAACUGCCAGGAACGCCAAAAAAGAACAAUGCUUCUGUGGAGAAUUCGUCUGUAAACAUUUUGAACAGUCGAUCUGCAGUUAAUUCCACUACACCGAAAAAGAGCUCAACUAUGGACAAAUUGGCACAGCAAGAUCUGUCUUUAAAUGAAAUUAAAAAUAGAAUCAAUAAAUCGUCCCGUCUUAAUGAACUGAAAGCUUCUAUCGCACGCUUCAGGAAUUGCGAACAAAAACUGGAGAAAUUACAGAAACAAGAUAACAUUAAAAAACCACAGAUACAGAAGUUUGAGAAAAUUGAACUUGAAAUACCACUUAGUCCGAAAAAAGCAUAUAAAUCUCCAAGCAAAAAGAUAUUAAGUCCUGUGAAAAACAAAGAGUUGUUGUUAGCCAGUCCUCAACGUCGAAUUUUAUUCGAACCUAAGGAGACUACUCCAAGUCCAGUAAAGGGUAGCCCGAUUAAAGCACCAGCUUAUCAACAGUAUCUGUCAUUGGCUGGAAGCAGCACUGUUGCUCUGCCAUUGCCUUAUAAUUAUAGAAUCUUGGCAGAAGCAUUUAGAUGCGUGGAUACGGUUUGCGCGAUGCUCUUCAAUCGUAAAGAAGUGAUAACUUUCAAGAAGUUAAAACCCUCUGUUCAAGAAUUGUUGCGUAAAAAUUUCACGCUGCAACAUCUUGCACAAAUUAAAACUAUUUUCCCAGAUGCUUACAUUUACCAUCAAGAGAAGCAUCGGACGUUUGGUUCUACAUCUAAACAGGAUAAGUAUGAACUAAUUCUUACACCCAUUGUUGAAGAGAAAGAUGGGAGAAAUACACCGGAUGCAGAUAACAUUUUGAAAACGGCAUCGGAAACGAGUAUGGGCCCGCGAGUGUUACUGGAUAGGCAAAGGAAGUUUUACAACAUUUUACUUGACAUGGUUAAAGAUGAGCACGAAAAAUUCUUACUCAGUUUAGAAACACCAAUGCGCGUACCAAAAGAAAAAAUUCUACGUUGGCAUCCCGAGUUCGACGUUGAAAGUUGCAAACCAAUUGAGCCAGCCGAUUUGCCACAGCCACCUAAUGUAGAAAAAUUAACAACUGCGAAAGACGUACUUGACAAAGCAAAGUCAAUGUUCAGUUGCGGCACGCGCAUGGAGAAAGCUUUACAGAGAUUGGCAGAAGCGAAACUAACUUCAAAAUCUCAAUCUCCAGAGAAGAAUGAUCAAAACCGUUCAACCCAAACUGAAGAUAAUAUGCAGAAAGUUAAUAUCACUGUUGUCGAUACACCACCCGCUACGCCAACCACGGGAAAUAGUUAUCUUAAUAUGGCAUUUAAAGGCAUUCCGAAGGCCCUUCUUGAAAAAGUUCGUGCCAAGCAAGCUGCCAAAGCAUUAGAAGCAAUGACCCGUACACCGGAUGCUGAUAAACAAGCUUCAAUGUAUUCAAGGCUACCAGAAUUAGCGAAGAUUCUACGUAACAUUUUUGUAGCCGAGAAAAAGGGAGUCCUUACAAUGGAAUUUGUGAUCGGAAAGUUGGAGAACUCGUUUAAAGCGAAAUUAACGCCGAAUGAAUUAGAAGAACUUAUACGUUUGUUAUGUAAAUUACUACCCACGUGGACUAGUAUACAUAACGUGCGAAAAGUGGAUUACUUGAAAUUGCAGAAAGAUAUUGAUCUUGGAAAAGUCGUUAAAAGAUUAGAAAUUAUAGCUAAUGACAAAGUAAAAUUGUAACGAAAUGGACUACAGAACGACUGAUUCAUUUUAUCAGUUUAUGAUUUAUAUGU